Helobdella robusta is the source of this 498-nucleotide messenger RNA. RefSeq lists its product as hypothetical. The record is from RefSeq and is a predicted model, not a curated record. Bases 1 to 498 code for a protein of 165 amino acids. NCBI's taxonomy places the organism in Eukaryota, Metazoa, Annelida, Clitellata, Rhynchobdellida, Glossiphoniidae. The transcript is spliced from 4 exons.
AUGUUUUUAGUGCGUGAUAAUAAUCACUUGCUGGGAAGUGAAGAAAAAAAUAAACAAAACAUGAUGUUCGUUAAUAUUUGUUUGCAAAGUUGCGUUGUUUCACUUUAUAAUACAACUAAACUGGCUGUGGCUUCAUUUGACCUUGCCUUUGAACUUGUCAGCUCUGACGUACGCAGAACCGCUUACAUACAAGCCCUGUAUUUAGACCUUCUUGCCACGAAGACUGUACUACCCACACCACAUCACAGGACGUACGUUCACAUUAUGUAUGCACGCGCAUGGCGUAUGAUAUUCUUUGAGCUUCGACCGACAGACAGUAUUCGAACCAGGCCAUCGUGUAACUGCGCGAGACAUGGCACUUUUACUAACUGUGCUAACUCGACGACCAAAUGUCCAAACAAACACAUCAUCAAAACAUCUGGUCUGAAGACGUGCGUAUGGUUCAAUGAACUUGAAUGGAGACGAAGAAUAAAAUUUGUCUCGUUCUACAGUUGUUAA